Molecule: messenger RNA, 3202 nt
Organism: Daphnia pulicaria
Lineage: Eukaryota; Metazoa; Arthropoda; Branchiopoda; Diplostraca; Daphniidae
Gene: REPTOR
Product: protein CREBRF homolog
Exons: 13
Coding region: 256-2577 (773 amino acids)
Biological process (GO): response to unfolded protein; regulation of transcription by RNA polymerase II
Cellular component (GO): nucleus
Molecular function (GO): RNA polymerase II transcription regulatory region sequence-specific DNA binding; DNA-binding transcription factor activity, RNA polymerase II-specific
Source: RefSeq, a predicted model, not a curated record
CAAAACAGAGACAGCCAAAGAUCGCUCAGUGGAUUCGUUCGUUCGGGAGUGAACGCGUUGUGGGCAAAAGCGGAGCCAUGUGUUGCACUUGCUGGACCAAAACAAAUCUCUAAACAGUCUUACAAACAUUCGUAACAACAACGUAACUAAGUGAGUUUCAGUAGGUGAUAUUUAGCAACGAUAAGUGCAGUUGGAUUUCGACACGUCGAUCAACCCAGGAUCUAUUACGUAUAGGUAAAGACCAAAAACAGAAAAAUGACGACGGCCCCGAGGGGCGGAAUGGGCAACGGACCGAUGGCCGGAGGCGGCAUCUUCGAUCCUUCCGUGCUGUUUGAUUUAGAUGACAUUCUUAUGGCCGGUGACUGUAGCAACGAUAUGCAGACAUCACUGGUGCAUACACCUAUCAAAGAAGAACCAGAAUUUGAUCAAGAUGACAGAUACGUCCACUCUCCAAUCGGUUUGCCCAUACCAAAUCGAAAUGGAGGCGUCGGGAUGCUGGGCUAUCCAUCCAUCAAGCAAGAAGUGGGGAAUAGCAGCAGUCCCGCGGGAGGCAUGUGGGGAGGUCCAUCUCAAAUGCAACGGACUAUGAACAGCGUCCCAUUUCCCGUUACGCCCUUCAACACACCAUCACAGGGCCAGUCGGUUUUCAUGGGUCCUGAUUUGAGAAACUUUUUCCUCUCCGGCACCAGCAACAACCAUCACCAACAUCUCAAUUCCGUUAGUAAUCCGACACUCUCCGUGUCUAUUAAAGAGGAGCUAACCGAUCUAGAGACGGACUUGGAGACGAUGAAAGCUAUUUCCAUGUUCCCAAUGGAGGAGGAUGACAUCUUCCAGGUGGACAAGGCUGAUUUAAUUCAAGGUCCAACUUUGGCCGAGCUGAAUGCCAAUGACGAGUCUUUAUUGACGGAUUUCAAUUUCGACGACUUUGUCAUGCCAACACAAAUGACCGGAAGAUACACCAAACCUUUCAAUGGAGCAGAUAAUGUGGGUGCGGAUCGAUUCCGGAUGGCGGAAUUAAACGCUGCUUUCUCCGCUUCGCCUAGUCUGUCCCACUUUGAAUUACACAGAAACAGAAAUGUCAUGUCCGGAAUGGCCAACGAAGACGAUUACUCUCAGCUGGGUACAUCUCAGAUGGGUUUUGAUUUAGAGCAGUUACCUUCGGUUGACAUGCCAUUUCCCAAUGCUGGUACACCUUUCUCACUCACUGGCGUGGAGAGUAAUGCUGGGAUGAGUUCCACAACCGUCACUAGCCCACUUUCCGCUAGCCUUCCGGCCAAUUUUGGUCACGUCACUCUAUCCAAACUGACAAGACGAACCGAAGAAGGUGGUAGAGUCAAGCCACCUCCUCCUUAUCCGACUUCCCCUCCUCAAAAGAGUACAAACAAUAGUGCUCUCCAAGAAUUAUUGUCCAUUCGUUCACCUGGUCGACUACCUUCUCCUAAUCCCACAGGAGGGAGCCAUUCCCCAUCACCAACUACCCAACGUCCAACAUAUUCGGGAGGAGCUCGUCAAAGAACUUCAAACAGCGGAUCGUCUUCAUCGGGAGGAGCCAGCGGCCAGAGCAUCCCCCGACCCAAUUUGGCUGCAACCAAUCCUUUACUCCUUGCUAGGCUUUCGAGUUCAGCUCCUGGUCCGUCGAUUCUUGGUGGCAACGCAGCCCCUGGCGAGUCGAGCACCUGGCAGCGGCGAGAGCCUCGCAAUCGACUCUUCUCUACCAGUUCUUUGGUGGAAGAAGUUCACGGCUCCGCUUCUUCCAUUUCCACUGUUGGAAUACUGAGUCCUGGUUCCUUUGAUUUUUCUCACGAUGAAGGAUUCGAUUCGGAAGACGAUUCGGAUCAUUACGAAGAUUUCGACGACUCCGAUUCAGAUUCGGGAGGCAGUGAUGAGGAGGGACGAGGGGAAGCCCAUGCAGGUUCAUCGUCUGGAAAGAAGGAGCGAUUCUUCUGGCAGUACAACGUUCAAGCCAAAGGCCCAAAAGGGCACAAAAUCAGCCUGGCUCCAGAGACAGUCGACCCGCAUGUUUUGAACAAGGUUCAAGACCCCGUUUUUAGUCCGUACUGCUCUGUCGAUGGUAUCAAACACAGUGGGAAAGCCAGGCGGGGAGAUGGCAACGACUUGACACCAAAUCCACGCAAACUUCACAGCAUUGGCCGUGAACUGGACAAACUCAAUCGGCUUAUCAAUGACAUGACCCCCGUUAGUGAACUGCCCAUGGCUGUUCGGCCCAAAUCAAGAAAGGAGAAAAAUAAACUGGCAUCCAGAGCGUGCCGUUUGAAGAAAAAAGCGCAGCAUGAAGCCAACAAAGUUAAACUAUACGGAUUGGAACAGGAACAUCGGAAACUUAUGGCAGCUAUAUCUCAAACGAAACUCAUGAUUACUGCUAAAUAUGAUGUCAUGAUCGUGGCUCAAAAUCCCUCCGCUACUGCGCAACAGGGUCAGGAUGCUUCGACUCGGUUGGAACGAAUCGCCAAAACUCUUACAAAAGUGAAAAUUGCCGGCCAUUCGACCGAUUUUGUCAACCGGGUUUUAGAACGAGUCAAAGCCGGUGAGCCAUCUGGAGGACUGGACGAAAUCUAAGAAAAUUGAAAGGAAAAAAUAAAACCGAUCGUAGUCGUUAUCUUGCAUGGUGGAACUGAAAUUGGAAAAAGAACGAAAGGAAAAAGAGAAAGAAACAAAGAAAGAUUUCAUUUGCCUUGGAUGCAGGGACGAAUUAAAUCAUCAAAUAGCUCGCGAAGAAAGUCCUGAGGUUGCCGUUCUAACUUGGUUAUAUAUAACUGUAUCAGCUUUUUUUUAUUGGUUAUAUUGUUUACACUAUAGCUUUAUAAGCAUUGAUACGGACAUAUACAUCAGCUAUGUAUAUAUGUAUAUCAAUGGUAAAUGUUUUCAUGUAUCGUCUGUGGUUGCGUUAGGGAAAAGAGACGUCCAGAUAUCAUCAUGACGUGCCAAGUUAUCAUGAUAGGACGCAGGGGAAGGUACUGAAACGGUAGUGCACUUUGCCACGCAAAACAUGCUGCGGCUUUUCUCCUCUCGUUUCUUUUCGCCAUGAAUAUAUCAUGCUAUGUAAUGACGAUAACAAAAAUUUAGAUCCCUGUUGGUUUUCUUUGCGAUUGUAAACAAUGAACAGUACCUUUGUCGCUGAAAUUGCGAAGCGGAAAUUGUAGAUGAGAUCGAUACAAAGAAAUACAAUGAUUAUUUGGUUUAA